UUCAACUGGGUUCAGCCUUUCGGGAUAACUAGUACGGUCACCCACCUCGCAGCCUGGACGGGACGCCGCUCUCACUCCCACUUGGAGAUCCAACCCUUCCAGCUGUCGUUCUGCAUUGGCGACACGCUGUGAGAAAAAACUCCACGGCGCUGUGCCUCAGCGCCCCUCAGACACUUGUCCUUGACAUCCAAAUGCUGCGUGUUGAUCGUCGUGCCAGCCGCCUUCUGUGAGUUAUGACGACGGCUGCUUCCUUGACCCAGGAAAGAGGCUCCUCCUCCGCUCAGCAGUGAGCGAAUCGCAUGAUGUAAUGAAGGAGGGAAGUCUGCUCUUCAAGGAGUCUGCCAGCAGGAUAUGAGUAUUUUGAGCCUUGUGACAGAUAACAAAUCAAACCUCGUGGGAAUUGUGGGAGGCCCAGAAGAAUACUCCAGACCAAUGCAGUCAGAGGAGCUAUUCAACAGGAAACUGAAAGCCCUGAAUGGUAGCAUGGGACCGCCAGCCCCCAACAUGCAGGGGAAAACCGAGGGCUCAGGGAAAACAAAUGGUAAUCCAGCCAUGCCUAAAAUGGGCGUCAGGGCCAGGGUGACAGACUGGCCACCAAGGAGUGAUGGAUGGGACGGACGACCUUCGCCGAACUAUCAGAGUGUGAUACCUGUAUUUCAAAACGGUCAGCAAGAACUUUCUGUGGAAAUACUGGAGCAAGGCGAGGCAGUCUGCCUGGAGGUAGACUAUUCUGACAAAUACACACUGAGUGACCUCCUCAGACACUCCCCGCUGAAGGGUCUACAUCCAAUCCGCCAGCGCAGCAACAGCGACGUUACCAUUAGUGACAUUGACUCUGAGGACAUAAUGGACCAGAAUGCCGUCAAUCCAAACACUGGGGCCUCACUGCACCGCGAAUAUGGCAGCACAUCCUCCAUUGACCGCCAGGGCCUGACUGCAGACGGCUUCUUCACCAUGCUUAGAGGCUACCGAGUUGACACUCUGGACCACCGCAGCAUACCGCCUAUGGGUUUCCCCGAGCUGUUGCGCUGUGAUGCCUCCCUCUCCCCCAGCAUGCAGACAGCAGCCCAGAUAGCCAGGGGUGAGAUAGUCCCCAUUCCGGGCUACGACUACGUAGACAACUCUCUCAUUUACAGCCGGGAGCCAGAGCGGUCCUUCAUGAGGCGCCUUAAAUCGGAGUCAUCCGAAACGUCUCUGUUCAAGAAACUCCGGACCAUAAAGAGCGAGAGCGAUGCCUUGCGGCUCUCGAUAGAGGACGACCGGCGACCACUCAGCUUCCAAAAAUGCUUUGCGCACUAUGACGUCCAAAGUGUUCUUUUCAACAUCAGCGAGGCGGUGGCAAGCAGAUCAACCCUGAGCCAGAGGAAGAACACCACCACUGGGGCUUCAGCCGCCUCAGCUAUAGGGCUUGGAGCUGUGGUGUCCGGAGGUGGAGCAGUGGCUGGACCCGGGGUUGGGUGCGCCGAUGGCGGAGCAGCAGGAUGUAGCAGUGGAAAUACCCCCAUGUUUGAGUCUCCACUCGGCAGCAGGGAGGACUUAAACCCCAAGGAGAACCUGGACAUUGACGAGGGAGAUGGGAAGAGCAACAGCUUAGUGCUGACCUGUCCUCACUUCCGCAAUGAGAUCGGUGGUGAGGGCGAGAGGAGGAUCUCCCUCUCCAGAGCCAACAGUGGUUUGUCAGAGAGCUGUUCUUUUGAAUCCUCCUUAAGUUCCCACUGCACCAAUGCUGGCGUCUCCGUGCUAGAAGUGCCUCGAGAAAACCAGCCUAUUCACAGGGAGAAGGUCAAACGCUACAUCAUUGAGCACAUCGACCUUGGAGCAUACUACUACCACAAGUACUUCUAUGGGAGAGAGCAUCAAAACUACUUUGGGGUUGAUGACAACCUGGGCCCCGUGGCGGUCAGCGUCCGCAGGGAGCGGCUGGAUGACGGGAAGGAGAAAGAUGGAAUGCAGCACAACUAUCGAGUCACCUUCAGAACCAGCCAGCUGACCACACUCCGUGGAGCCAUCCUGGAGGAUGCCAUUCCAUCCACUGCAAGACAUGGGACGGCCCGCGGCCUGCCGCUGAAGGAAGUGCUCGAAUACGUCAUCCCCGAGAUUAAUAUCCAGUGUCUGAGGCUGGCCCUCAAUUCCCCCAAGGUCCCGGAGCAGCUACUUAAGCUGGAUGAGCAGGGGCUAAGCUUCCAGCACAAGGUGGGGGUGCUUUACUGCAAGGCGGGCCAGAGCACAGAAGAGGAGAUGUACAACAAUGAGAGUGCCGGACCGGCGCUGGAGGAGUUCUUGGAUUUGCUCGGUCAGAGGGUGCGCCUGAAAGGCUUCACCAAGUACAGAGCGCAGCUGGAUAACAAGACGGACUCCACAGGCACACACUCUCUCUACACGACCUACAAGGACUAUGAGCUGAUGUUUCACGUGUCCAGCAUGCUCCCCUACACACCCAACAACAGACAGCAGUUAUUAAGGAAGAGGCAUAUUGGCAAUGAUAUCGUCACCAUCGUAUUCCAGGAGCCUGGGGCCCUUCCUUUCACUCCAAAACACAUCCGCUCUCAUUUCCAACAUGUGUUUGUCAUCGUCAAAGUCCACAACCCCUGCACUGAUAACGUCUGCUACAGCGUUGCCGUCUCCAGAUCUAAAGACGUGCCACCAUUCGGCCCCCCUAUUCCGAAGUCUGUGACUUUCCCAAAGUCGGCCGUUUUCAGGGACUUCCUGCUCGCCAAGGUCAUCAAUGGAGAAAACGCCGCACACAAGUCGGAGAAGUUCCGAGCCAUGGCGACUCGCACGCGGCAGGAGUACCUGAAGGACCUGGCUGAGAACUUUGUUAGCACAGCUACUAUUGACUCUGCUGUGAAAUUCAGCUUCAUCAUUCUCGGAGCCAAGAAGAAAGAGAAGGUGAAACCCAGGAAGGAUGCACAUCUGUGGAGCGUGGGGGCCGUCACCUGGGGGGUCCGUGCCCGGGACUUUGGACAAUCGAUGGACGUGGACUGCUUGCUCGGCAUAUCCAAUGAGUUUAUUGUGCUCAUCGAGGAGGAAUCAAAAAACGUGGUCUUCAACUGCUCUUGUCGUGACGUCAUUGGAUGGACCUCGGGGAUUAUGAGCAUUAAGAUCUUCUAUGAGCGCGGGGAGUGUGUCAUGCUGUCCGCACACGACAACUGCGGAGAGGACAUCAGGGAGAUGGUGCAAAGACUAGAGAUCGCCACCAGAGGAUGCGAGACGUCAGAGAUGACGCUGCGUCGGAACGGCCUCGGCCAGCUCGGAUUCCACGUCAACUUUGAGGGAAUCGUGGCCGACGUGGAGCCCUUUGGCUUCGCCUGGAAGGCGGGGCUGAGGCAGGGUAGCCGGCUGGUGGAGAUCUGCAAGGUGGCCGUCGCGACUCUCACCCACGAGCAAAUGAUUGAUCUGCUGCGCACCUCCGUCAGCGUCAAAGUGGUUAUAAUCCAGCCUCAUGAAGAUGGCGCGCCCCGGCGGGGCUGCUCCGAGCUCUACCGCAUACCCUUGGUGGAGUACAAGGUCGACAGCGAGGGUACCCCCUGCGAGUACAAGACUCCCUUCCGGAGAAACACCAAUUGGCAUCGGUUGCCCACGGCUGCUGGGCCCCAGCUGUCCCGGGGCUCGCCCACACAGGGCCCUGAACGACUGCAGUGCCAGCAGAUCCUCCAGCAGCACCAGGCAGCCAUCCCACGGAGCACCUCCUUUGAUAGGAAGUUGCCAGAUGGGUCCAGUGUUUUCGCUCACGAAGCAGCUCGACCACCAGUCUGCGAACGAGCCUGCCUAGUUACAUUAUGCUUUUUUUUUUUUUGUUGCUGUUUGGUCAGUGGCUCACACCACUCUGGCAGUCCCUUGGCCCGCGGUGCCAGAUACUGUAUGUCCGCUGACUCCUCCAAGGUGUACACCAUCCCCCAGACCAGCAGCUCAGUGCCGGGGCCAGAGCCGGGGCCGGAGCUCAGCUCAGAGGCCUGUGGACAGACACGCCCACAGCCCGGUUGCACACUCCCAGGGGGAAUGAAGACAACUGAUGAUGAUGAUGCCCACAGCACUGAGGGACCUCCCAACAUUUCAGAGUGUGGAGGAGCGGAGAGCUUGUUAGCGUUCCUCCUCAAAAUGCUGUCUGAGCGUUCAAGGCAGCUGUACGCACAGGAGGCCGCCUGCCAGCUCCAGGCUACUGAGCAGGAUGGGAAAUCACUGCAGAGACUCUCGAAAGAAGAAUACCUUCAAAUGAUGUUGCCCAACAGCCCUCCAGGAGAAGACGGGAGUGGGAAGGUGUCGGCAGUGGGCAGCUCGUCACCGAGACGCUCCCUAUACCGGACUCUAUCGGACGAGAGUGUGUGCAGUAACCGCAAGGGCUCGUCCUACGCCAGCUCCCAUAGCUCCAUGCUGGACCAAGCCAUGCCCAAUGACAUCCUGUUCAGCACCACCCCACCUUACCACAGCACGCUGCCUCCUCGCAUUAUCCACAACCAAGGAGCAUCCAACCUGAGGAAUGAGUUUUGGUUCUCUGACGGCUCCUUGGCGGACAGGUCCAAGUUCAGCGACCCAGGCCUCAUGCCCCUCCCAGACACUGCCUCAGACCUGGACUGGUCUCACCUGGUUGACGCAGCACGAGCCUUUGAAGACCAGCGCGUGGCAUCUUUCUGCACCAUGACGGACAUGCAGCGGGAGGAAGCUCUGCAGAUCUCAAGGGAGCUGACCAGACGGGUGGUGGAGGCGGAGGGAGCAGCACUGGAAGCAGACGGCGCCCCCUCCACACUAACUGGCAAAGUCAACCAGUUGGAGGUGAUCCUCAGGCAGCUGCAGCACGACCUCAGAAAGGAGAAACAGGAUAAGGCGAUGUUGCAGGAGGAAGUGCAGCACCUGAGACAGGACAACAUGCGACUGCAUGAGGAGAGCCUGACGGCGUCAGCUCAGCUCAGGAAGUUCACAGAGUGGUUCUUUCACUCCAUUGACAAGAAACCCUGAGAAAGAGAGAAGGCCUUCACUCCUCCCGGGCAGCCAGUCAACUCCUUUGUAAAACUCCCACAUGAUCCCCAGGCAAACAAACCAUUACCAGCCCACAGAGUAAUCAAGACUCUUAAAAAAAAGAAGAAAAGAAAAGGCCCUGCUUAGGAGACUCGAGUGCAGCCCUGUGAGGAGAGUCUUGAAACCCUGAUCUGGACCUUAGUUUUGGGACUUUCCUCUGUUUGAAGUGCUGGGCUGUUUCUGGCGUUAACAGUUUCUCUAUCCUGGUUUAAAGGGACUCUUGGGAAACCUCCUCAUCUCCUGCGCUGGAGAGGAAUUGGGAAUCAUCUUGAGUCCCUUGGGAUCUUCUUACAGUAAUGGAAUGUAAAGCUCAUUUACUGUAUAAUUAUAAUCUACCUACGUAUGUCACAUCAGUCCACUGUACUGUAUACUCAGCUGUACUGUAUCGUACUGCUCACACUGUCACACAGCUGUUUCUGUGCCGGCCUUCACAGAGACAGGAAAGUAGAGGGUGCGGCGCGGAGAGGAGGAAUGUACUGGACAUAAUAAUGUGGUACUUACUGUCUGCUUGCACCAAGAGGAAUCCACAUGUGGCGGUCUUUGAAAUAUACAGUGUGGGGGGGAGGUGGGGGGGAAAUGAAUGUAGCUCAACUGAGACCCUUUUUGUCUAGAUUUCUGGGUCCCAAAGUCCCACAACUUUCAAGGUUUGAUAUUCUAGGGCAUUUUUUUCUUUCAAUGAAUUCCACUUUUUCUUUACCUCAGUGUUGUAAUAUAGGGUCACAUGGCAGUAAUCUUGAUGUUUUAUAGGUGCUUUCCCUACACACGUUUGUCAGUAGUUUCCAUUCACUGUCACAAUGUCCUAGCAAUAAUGAAGUGGUAGUUACAAAACUGUGUUUUUAAGGAGAGAAAAAAAGAAAAAGAAGUUAGCACAAACGUGACUAGUUCCUGUCGAGCAGCAGUUCUACUGGCCAUGUAUUUAUAAAACAGGAAGAGACUGUGCCUGAAACUCUUGGUUGUAAAUGGAUUUUUUCUUUAUGCUUUUAAUUCUCUUUUCUAAACACAUGCCUUGUCUGUGGCUCACUGAUGUGUGUGUGUGUGCGCGUUUGUGUGUGCGUGUGUGUGAGAAAACAGCAUAAUGUGUUCUUAUGCAGUGGAUUCUAGAGCAUUAGAGCAAGCGCCAGUGAACCACACUUACAAUGCCAAAUGUGUUUAUUUCUGUACAUAUCUGCCACAGAAGUGUCUUGUAUUUAACACUAUUAUUUAAGCUUAUUUAACCUAAAGUUGUUUAUUUAAUUAAGUUGUAUUUUUAUGCACAAAGGAGAGAUACAGCUCUGUGUAUGUUGUAAAGUGUGUAGCUUGCCAGGGCAAACAACUAUAUAUUUAAAUAUAUAAAUGAUGAUUUUGGAGAUUCCAACAUUUGGAUGCUGCUAGAAUACAGUUGGCUGGUUUGUAUGCUUUUAAAAAUGUGUCUGCGUAAACUGUCUCAUCCCUGGUGGGACACCGGUUGCUUUUUAAACAUUUUUGUUCUAUUUUGGGUUUUGUUUUUUUAAUAAAUGUAGUUGUAAAAAUAA
Pseudoliparis swirei is the source of this 6524-nucleotide messenger RNA. Its product is annotated as signal-induced proliferation-associated 1-like protein 2. The transcript has 19 exons. Gene Ontology annotation, molecular function: protein binding; GTPase activator activity. Gene Ontology annotation, cellular component: cytoplasm. Gene Ontology annotation, biological process: activation of GTPase activity; regulation of small GTPase mediated signal transduction. Lineage: Eukaryota; Metazoa; Chordata; Actinopteri; Perciformes; Liparidae. The coding region runs from base 352 to 4953 and encodes 1533 amino acids. The record is from RefSeq and is a predicted model, not a curated record.